This is a messenger RNA of Cornus florida, 2267 nucleotides long. RefSeq lists its product as uncharacterized. The record is from RefSeq and is a predicted model, not a curated record. The coding region runs from base 366 to 1811 and encodes 481 amino acids. The transcript has 3 exons. Lineage: Eukaryota; Viridiplantae; Streptophyta; Magnoliopsida; Cornales; Cornaceae.
AUUCAACAGGUCAGGAUAAGAACUGACCAUUUUACAAUCAUAUCGAUCAGCAGACAUGUUUGUCAGUUUGUCUGUUUAUCACUAACCAGCCAUUUAUACAUACACACACACACACAUAUAUAUAUAUAUAUGUUCACGAACUUCACAUGUACACAUAUAGAUAUAGUUAUAUAGAUAUCUAUACCUGAGUGAAACCAUGAAAAUGUUUUGCUGUUUCAAAUCAGCAAGCCUCUCUGCUCUUCUUUAGUUGCCAUUUUUUUUUUCCCUCAGUGCGUAGUUGUGUGACACUGCUUAAACCACUUCACUAUCACAGUCUUACGUUAUUUGAUAUAUCUUGCUCUUGAUUGACGAGUAUUGUUGUAAAUAUGGAGAAAAAGGAGGGCUUUUUUUCAGCGAUGAAGAAGGAGGUGGAGGAGGUGGUCCGAGGACUGUCACCGAGGAGGUCCAGGGGGAAGAGCCCGAACCAGCUGCGAAAUGGGUCGCCAAAGUCGGGUUUGCUUCCGCGGAUGAAGAGGGCAAACCACCACGUGUCACAUCCCGAGCCGUUGGUUAUGAGAUCGGGCAGUUUGAGGCCCGUGGAGGAAGGCCCACAUCCGGAUGGAUCGGACGGUGGUGAUUCGAGGUUGGAGAGGUGGUCCCACUGGAUGAAGGGCCAGCGUUACAGGACACCACCACGCUCUGUUUCGUCCUCCACCAGUAGUACUGCUGGUUACCAACGGUCCGAUCUGAGGUUGCUGCUCGGCGUUCUUGGUGCGCCGCUGGCUCCGGUGCACGUUAGCAACAAUGACCCUUUGCCUCACCUUGGCAUCAAGGACAUCUCCAUUUUGCAGGAGAAAUUGUCUGCUCAGUACAUAUUGCAGCAGUAUGCAGCAGCAUCGGGAGGACAAAAGCUUCAAAACUCAAUUCAGAAUGCGUAUGUGAUGGGAAAAGUGAGGAUGUCAGCUUCAGACCUCGAGACUGCUACGAAGGUCAUAAAAAGAAAGAAUUCUUCCAAAGCAGCAGAGUCGGGUGGCUUUGUGCUUUGGCAAAUGAAUCCAGACAUGUGGUAUGUGGAGCUUGCACUUGGUGUCAGCAAGGUUCGCGCAGGUUGCAAUGGGGAGCUUGUCUGGAGGCACACACCCUGGCUUGGUGCACACGCUGCAAAAGGGCCUGUUAGACCCUUACGCCGUGUACUUCAGGGGCUUGACCCAAGGACUACUGCAAGCAUGUUCAUUAAUGCAAGGUGCAGUGGGGAGAAGAAGAUCAAUGGAGAGGAUUGCUUCAUUCUCAAGCUCUGCGCUGAUCCACAAACAUUGAAAUCCAGGAGUGAAGGACCGGCAGAGAUUAUAAGGCACGUUUUGUUUGGCUAUUUCAGCCAGAAAACCGGACUCCUUGUGCACUUGGAAGAUUCCCAUUUGACCCGCAUCCAAACCAAUGGAAGUGAUGCUGUGUACUGGGAGACCACUAUUGGUUCAUUCCUUGACGACUACAGGCCUGUUGAGGGAAUAAUGAUUGCUCACUCUGGCCGAUCAGUGGUAACUCUUUUCAGGUUUGGAGAAACAGCAAUGAGUCACAGCAAGACCAGGAUGGAGGAAGUGUGGACAAUUGAAGAAGUGGCUUUCAAUGUCCCAGGCCUGUCGGUAGACUGUUUCAUUCCUCCUACCGAACUAAGGUUUGGUACUAUUAGUGAAACCUGUGAGUUCACUCAGGGAGAGAGGGUAAAGACUGCAGUGGCAGUUGCUGCUGCAGCCGCUUAUCAAGCCAAAAUUGCAGCACGGCGGAAAUCACAUGAUGGUAAUGCCAACAAUAUGGUUUAUAAGAGGAAUAUUUAAGAGAAGGAAAGUGUUUUGUGGAAAAUAUUCGUCCUAUAGGCUAGCCUGUUGGUAUGAAUUAGGGAUAAAUUGUCAAGGUAGACACUCAAUUGAUAAGGAAUUUUGAAGUUGGGUUCACGUUUCUUCAAAUCUCUGUAAAUAGACCAAAUGGUUCACAAGGUGUCUGAGGGGCCUGGGUCGAUCUCUGUACUCAAUGCAGAGUUCCAUUAUGGAGUUGAGGCAUGUUUCCACUUUCAAAUAGGAUAUGGAGCUAAUGGAGGUUUGUUUUUCCAAUUCACCUUCCCGUAUGUGGAUGUUGUGUCACACAGUCUCACUGAUAUCUGAGAUUCACUUUCGUAAAAUCUGUAAAGGCUUUCAUCUGUGAUGCCUGAGAAUCUUAUCUUCUAUGAUUUUAUAAAAAAUGGGAAAGCAUACAAGAAGCGUUAAUGAAUGAGCUUUAUAUUUUGAAUCUGUUUA